Messenger RNA from Nezara viridula (southern green stink bug), 234 nucleotides. Lineage: Eukaryota; Metazoa; Arthropoda; Insecta; Hemiptera; Pentatomidae. The record is from the annotation of a GenBank genome assembly.
AUGAGAUAUUAUUUGCCUGAGGAAGAAACCCUGUCGGCGUACUCCUGGAUGACAAGCAUCAGUAUGCCCCUGGUAAUGUGCUCCGGUGACACAUUCAUAUUUUCUCUGUGUCAUGCAAAAGGAAUCCUGUUAGUAGCUGGUUGGGAUGCGGCGGAGGAUCUGACGAGACAGCUCAUCGAUAUUGCUCCGGCAAAGGAUACCGGCGGAUGGCAACAUGACCUCUACAAGAUAUAA